GUAUUACCGUGUAUUUUAUAAUUUGGAAAGUUGGUUAAAAAUUAUAAGUUAUCUUAAUUCCGAGAAUUAUACAAAUAUUAAUGUUUUAAAUCGUGCUCAAAUCAUCGAUGAUACAUUCCAUUUAGCGAUAUCAGGCAAAUUAAAUUUUUAUGUAUUUUGGGAAGCCACAAGCUACCUAAAGUCAGAAACGGACUAUGUAGCAUGGUAUCCUAUGUUUAAAGUUGUUGAGCACAUGUCAUACAUUCUACCUUAUUAUGACAUCGAAAGUAAAAACUUUAAGAUGAAAGUACUAAUGCAACUGGUUCCGCUUCUUCAAAAGAUUGGGUACGAGGAAGAACCUAACGACGACAGCCUUAUUAAAUGUUUAAGACAAGAAGCUCUAAGAUGGGCAUGUGUUCUCGGUGAUAGCGAAUGCAAAAAACAUGCUGAAUAUAAGUUGCAAUGGCAUUUGUUAAAUCCGAU
Messenger RNA from Pogonomyrmex barbatus (red harvester ant), 462 nucleotides. RefSeq names its product aminopeptidase N-like. The record is from RefSeq and is a predicted model, not a curated record. Gene Ontology annotation, molecular function: peptide binding; zinc ion binding; metalloaminopeptidase activity. NCBI's taxonomy places the organism in Eukaryota, Metazoa, Arthropoda, Insecta, Hymenoptera, Formicidae. Gene Ontology annotation, cellular component: membrane; cytoplasm. Gene Ontology annotation, biological process: proteolysis; peptide catabolic process.